Molecule: messenger RNA, 2691 nt
Organism: Striga asiatica
Lineage: Eukaryota; Viridiplantae; Streptophyta; Magnoliopsida; Lamiales; Orobanchaceae
Source: the annotation of a GenBank genome assembly
UGCUGUCGGACUGAAAUUCUCGUUUCGCGUUUGAAUUCGGCUGGACAAAUUGUGGUGGUUUUCAUGAAAACCCCGUCGUUCAGGAGCAGCGGCUCCUGCUGCGAGUUCCCGCCGGCGCCUGGAGGAGCAAUGCUACCGGUCUACCUCAACGACCUGAGGAGGAACGCCGCAGGCGGCGGCGAGGAGAUGGUCGAGGUCACGCUCGAGCUGGACGGUGGCUCGGUGGUGCUGUGCGGAGUCGGGCCGGCGGAGGGAGAGGCGAUUCCGGCGCCGGAGGGAGCGGAUUUCCUGUCGCGGAGCGCGUCGGCGGCGUCGAGGCUGCGGCGGAUGUUCUCGCGGCGGUGGGCGGCGGAGGAGGAGGAGAAGCGGCACGAGGCGGCGGUGGAGACGGCGAGGGAGGCGAUGCGGGCGAGGGUGAGGAUGAUGAGGGACAGGUCGGGGGCGCAGAGGGCACUGGGAGGGCUGAGAUUCAUAAGCAGGAGCGGCGCCGCCUCCGGCGGCGGCGAUUCGAGUCCCGAGGCGGCGUGGAGGGAGGUGGAGAGGAGGUUCGACGCGCUGGCGGAGGGCGGGCUGCUUUCCCGGCAGGAUUUCGGCGAAUGCAUCGGGAUGGGGGACUCGAAGGAGUUCGCGGUUGGAGUUUUCGACGCGCUGGCCCGCCGGCGGCGGCAGAAGUCCGGCGGGAUAACCAAGGCAGAGCUGCAUGACUUCUGGCGGCAAAUCUCCGAUGACAGCUUCGACGCUCGUCUGCAGAUUUUCUUCGAUAUGGCUGAUAUCAAUGGAGAUGGGAAAAUCACGAGAGACGAAGUGCAAGAGCUAAUAAUGCUGAGUGCAUCCGCAAAUAAGCUGUCAAAUUUGAAAGAACGUGCCAAGGAAUACGCCUCCUUAAUAAUGGAAGAGCUUGACCCUGAACGUCUUGGCUACAUUGAGAUCAUAGCAUGCGCUAUUGCUGCAGGAGUUGCAGUCCAUGGAGGCGUCCACUUGACAUGCGACUUCCCACGGCUUGUUCGAUCCUCACCUGAAAAGUUCAAGCUGAUUGCUUCUGAUUUUCAUGGAAAAAAGCCAACCUACACUGAACUCUUGACUGGUAUUAUCGGCAUUACUGGUCUCUGCAUGGUAGUCCUAAUGGUAAUUGCCUUCACAUUGGCCACAAGGCGUUUCAGGAGAAACAUCCUAAAAUUCCCACCGCCUUUCAAUAGAAUAACGGGUUUCAAUGCCUUUUGGUACUCCCAUCACCUUCUGGUUAUUGUCUACAUACUGCUUUUGUUCCAUGGGACCUUCUUGCUCUUGGUUCACCAAUGGUACAAAAAGACGACAUGGAUGUACAUAUCCAUUCCCCUUCUUCUUUAUGUGGCCGAGAGAAGUCUGAGUCGUCGAAGGUCAGAACAUUACGCAGUCAAGAUUUUGAAGGUUUCUGUACUUCCGGGAGGCGUAUUCAGCUUGGUCAUGGCCAAACCGAAUGGAUUCAAAUACAAAAGCGGACAGUACGUUUUCCUGCAGUGUCCGGUUAUCUCCUCCUUUGAAUGGCACCCGUUUUCACUAACUUCAGCACCAGGAGAUGAUUACCUAAGCGUUCACAUUCGGACAGUAGGUGACUGGACACAAGAGCUAAAGAGUGUUUUCACAGAAGAUAAUAGCUCGACAUGUGUGAUUGGUCGGGCUAAAUUUGGGGCGAAAGGCAACGUUAACCAAACAGGUUUACCUAAAUUGCUUGUCGAUGGACCCUAUGGAGCACCUGCACAAGACUACCAAAACUACGACGUGUUACUUCUCGUAGGACUUGGAAUUGGAGCCACUCCUUUCAUUAGUAUCCUCAAGGAUCUCUUGAACAAUACAAAACAAGAAGAUCUAAUGGACUCCAACACAGAUACCAGCCGAUCAGAAAACAGCUCAAAUAGCAUAACCUCUUCAUGUGACACAUCAAGCAGCAAGAAGAAAUCACAUAAAACUAGGAGUGCGCAUUUCUACUGGGUGACCAGAGAACCAGGGUCCUUCGAGUGGUUUAAAGGAGUAAUGAAUGAGGUGGCAGAGAUGGAUCUCAAGGGCCAAAUCGAGAUGCACAAUUACCUAACAACUGUGUAUGAAGAGGGUGAUGCAAGGUCGACUCUGAUCACAAUGGUACAGGCUCUAAACCAUGCUAAGCAUGGAGUUGAUAUCCUAUCUGGCACGCGAGUGAGGACACAUUUUGCAAGGCCAGAUUGGAGAGAAGUUUUCAGCAAAAUAGCAGUGAAGCAUCCCUGCUGUACAGUAGGUGUUUUCUACUGUGGAGCGCCUAACUUAGCAAAGGAGCUGAAAAAGCUGUCACAAGAACUGACUUACAAGACAUCAACACGGUUUGAAUUUCACAAGGAAUACUUCUAAAGAAGAAGAAAGAUGAGGAGCUAACCACACACAUCUAUUUGUACUUAUUCGUGUAUAAGAAGAUUUAAUACUUCUAUUUAAGAAAGAAAUAUCUACGUGCAUAAAAAAUUCUUGCUAGCAGCACAGCCAAAUGGUCCAAAUUGUUAGGUUUCUUCUGGAAGAAGGAUGUCAAUUGUGGAAGUGGGUAUUUAAAGAAGAGGGGAAAGAAAAGGUAUAACAUUUUUUAAUGUAAUUAAAUAAAAGGAACAAAUGAAACAGAUACACACAAGAAAUUGUAUCUGUGUAUAUGCAACAGCAAUUUGUUUCUCUCAUUGAAUGGAAGAAAAGGCAGUG